Molecule: messenger RNA, 1578 nt
Organism: Linum tenue
Lineage: Eukaryota; Viridiplantae; Streptophyta; Magnoliopsida; Malpighiales; Linaceae
Source: the annotation of a GenBank genome assembly
AUGGUUGCUGCAGAUCCUUACAUAUCAUCCAACUUCCCUAAUGAAGGAGGAGGAGGAGGUGGUGGUGGUGUCAAUUCAAGCGAUCUCGACCUGAAUCUCUGUCAAUUCCCAUACUAUCCAGCAUUCCAGGAGAAACGCGGGCCAGAUUACACCUUAGACGAGCCAAGAACUCAGAAGAGGCUGAAGCAGCAAGCUGAUGAUGGUGGAUCCCCAACCGAGACCAACUCUGGCGGGUUCUAUGAGGCUAACAGCAGCAGCAACAGCAACAGUAGCUUCAACAGCUUGCCAAAGCUCCAGUUUCGAGACUACGUAUGGGCGUAUGCAGAGAGGUUCCUGGCGAUCGAGGCCAUGGAGGAAGCUGAUGCAGUGACACUAGCUGUGGAAGAAGAAGAGAGAGUUGAGGUUAAAGAAGAGACAGGUGUUGACGGGAUGAAGCUCGUCCAGCAGCUGAUCGCCUGUGCGGAAGCCGUCGCAUGUCGUGACAAAGCUCACGCGUCGGCGCUGCUCUCCGAGCUGCGAGCCAACGCGCUUGUGUUCGGGACCUCGUUUCAGCGCGUAGCGUCCUGUUUCGUCCAGGGGCUGUCCGACCGCCUAACGCUGGUCCAGCCCCUGGGGACCCAUGGGGUCCUAAGUUCUGCACCUGCCAGGGACUUUAGCUCGUCAUUUUCGGCCGAAAAGGACGAGGCUUUGACCCUGGCCUACGAGCUUUGCCCGCAAAUCCAGUUUGGACAUUUCGUGGCAAAUGCAUCGAUCCUCGAAGCCCUUGAGGGAGAGAGUUCAAUUCACGUUGUGGACCUUGGGAUGACACUAGGCCUCCCUUGCGGCCAGCAAUGGCAGAAUCUGAUGCACAGCAUUGCUGGACGCAUCAGAAAGUCCUCCGCCGCCCCACGUCUGCGAAUCACGGGCGUGGGGCCUGAAUCCGAUCGUCUGCAGGCGAUCGGACUCGAGCUCAGUUGCUAUGCUGCCAACCUGGGGCUGAAUUUCGAGUUCAUGUACAUCAGGAGCAGUUUAGAGAGUCUGAAGCCGGAAGAUUUCGACGUCCAGGAAGGUGAAGCCGUGGUGAUCAACAGCGUCCUCCAGAUGCACUGCGUCGUGAAGGAGAGCCGUGGCGCUCUGAACUCGGUCCUUCAGGUCCUGAACGAGCUGUCGCCCAAGGCGUUCAUCCUGGUCGAGCAGGACUCGAAUCACAACGGUCCCUUCUUCCUGGGGAGGUUCAUGGAAUCACUGCAUUACUACUCGGCCAUCUUCGAUUCGCUCGACUCGAUGCUGCCCAAGUACGACACCAGGAGGGCGAAGAUCGAGCAGUUUUACUUCGCGGAUGAGAUCAAGAACAUUGUGAGCUGCGAGGGGCCGGCUAGAGUCGAGAGGCACGAGAGGUCGGAUCAGUGGCGCAGAAGGAUGAGCCGGGCCGGGUUCCAGGCUUCGCCGUUGAAGAUGUUGGCUCAGGCUAAGCAGUGGCUUGGCAAGGCCAAGUUCUGUGACGGGUAUACUGCGACCGAGGAGAAAGGUUGCUUGGUUCUUGGUUGGCAAUCUAGGCCCAUCAUUGCAGCUUCUUGCUGGAGGUGUUCCAAGAUUUAA